Vespa crabro (European hornet) is the source of this 3132-nucleotide messenger RNA. RefSeq names its product N-acetylneuraminate 9-O-acetyltransferase. The record is from RefSeq and is a predicted model, not a curated record. Bases 371 to 2752 code for a protein of 793 amino acids. The transcript is spliced from 12 exons. NCBI's taxonomy places the organism in Eukaryota, Metazoa, Arthropoda, Insecta, Hymenoptera, Vespidae.
GAUGAAACUAACAUAAUACAGUGUGAAUGAAGCUUAAAGAAACUAAGCGCGACAGCAGACAAUACGAAAAAAAAAUCUAGUCAGUAGUACUAUGACGUGAUGACAUUUGAAAGUUUGGUUGAUCAUUAAAUUGUCAUUGAACACCGUUGAUCGUUGAAUAAUAUUCAUAUUAUUUCAAUUUUAAAUUGCUUUUGAUUGUAUCAAACUAAUUCACGUCCUAAUGCAUUAUACUUGACUCAUAAAACGACAUUGAUAAUGACAGUAACAAUCGUCAUUAUGUAUUAAUAUUAUUAAAUUCAAUGCUAUGUUUAAAUUAAUGCUUUUUUUAUAAUCAUACAAUGCAUCCAAGUGAUUAAGAAAAAAAUUAUACAUGACUUCUGCCGAAUAUUUUAUCAGUUUGAUAACAGUGGCAAGUGCAAAAAAAUUAGCUACAGCACUUGUCGUUUGUUUUAUACUUUACCAUGGCGUUAUGCAUCUUAUUUACGGUAGCGAUUCCUGUAGAUGGUUACUAACAGAAGGAAGAUAUAAAGGAGACAAAGAAUGGCAACCUUAUGGUUGUAUGAUGCAUCAUUAUACACAAACAGAUAGUAGGAGAUGCAUGAGAUAUUUGGCUUUUAUGGGUCAUCACAAUCAUUUUGUAUUUACCGGUGAUGCUAGAAUAAGGCAAAUUUAUAAAUCUUUUGUAUCCCAAUUCGUAGUCGAUGGAAAAGCAUCUGAUCUCACUGAAUUACCAGAAAAUUCAGAUUUAAGUUUUAACGAUGCACAAUUAAAAUUACACAUGCAGUUCCUAUGGAGACCCAAGUUGGAUAAUACUAUGAUAGAAGACUUCAGACAUUGGAUGAAUGGUGAAACGCCUAGUUUAAUUAUUGCAGGCUGUGCAGCUGCUGAUAUUCUUGCAAAUAAUAUUAGUGAAACACAAUUAUACUCGGAUUAUAGUAUGGGUCUUGUGAGACUAGUACAGCCAGCAGAUAUCUUAGCUAAGAAAGAAUCACAAGUAUUAUGGAUGAUGCAAGAUCCUGUGGUAAAAGAAAGAUUGCCAGCUCAAUUAUCAGUGAUAGAUAAUACACAAAUUAAUUUGUGUAAUAAAGCAGCUAUAGAAAUUUUAUCUCAUAGUAAUGUACGCAUAUGGGAGAGUAGUAGACUUGUUGGGGCAGGUGUAUUGGAACAAAGUCCAGAUGGAUACUUAGCUAGUCCAUUAUCAUUACGUCAUAAAGUUCAAAUAUUAUUGAACACGUAUUGUAACAAUCAUAUGAAUUUUGAUGAUGGCAGUUGUUGUAGCUAUCCAGAAUCAGCUACGACUUUGCAAUUAUUGACUUUGUCCAUUCUAGCACUAUGUAUAAUAAUUGGUGGGAGUGUUUGGUUAUACAGAAGAUUCUGCCAACAUCGAUCAGAAGUUUCAUACAUUAGUGUAGAUACAGAGGAAACCAAAGAUACGGAACAAACAGAAUCUUCUGAUGUACAAAUAGAGCAACCUCAAGUGCAAGACUUUUAUAGCUUAAGCACAUCUUUGGCUAUUUUAUCUAUUAUAUUAGCAUACUUUUAUUUGUGUGACAGAACAAAUUUCUUCAUGAAGGAGAAUAAAUACUACAGUGAAUUUAGCUUUUGGCUCCCUCUUGGAUAUAUCUUAGCUCUUGGAUUAUUUUUUACCGAGCAUUGUGAAAGGGGACCAAAUGCAUUAAAUAGGGAGCAAACGGAUGAAUGGAGAGGUUUAAUGCAAGCAGUAGUGCUUAUAUAUCAUGUUACUGGUGCCAAAAACGUUUUACCAAUUUAUAUGUACUUAAGAUUAAUUAAUUCUGCAUAUUUAUUUCUUUCUGGAUAUGGACAUUUUUGUUAUUUUUGGCAAACGGGUGAUGUUUCUCUCAUCAGAUUUGCCAAGGUCAUGUUCAGAUAUAAUUUAUUAACUGUAACAUUAUGUCUAUGUAUGAAUAGACCUUAUCAAUUUUAUCAUUUUGUACCAUUGGUUUCAUUUUGGUUUUUGGUUAUUUAUUUUUUGGCAUGGCUACCUCCUAGAGUAUAUUCUGGAAGUUUGGCCGAAUAUGGUCCAAGAACAUUACUUUAUCUUGCCUUAAAAUUAUUGGGUUUAGUAUCAAUAAUUACCGUAUUAUAUAUGUCAGAGGUGUUUUUUGAGAAAGUAUUUGUUACACGACCUUGGAAAGCAUUAUUCGUUACGACUGACGAUGAUAUACGAGAAUGGUGGUCGAGAUGGCGAGUCGAUAGAUAUAGUGUUGUAUGGGGUGUUACAUUUGGUGCUGCUCUUGUAGCUUUACAAAGAAUAGAUCAUAUACCAGGAACAGCAUUAUCCUCAGUAUUGGCACUGAUUUCUUUAGUAGCUUACACUACUUUUACAAUAUUAUGCUAUUCAGUAUCUGAGUGCGAAGAAAUACAUUCUUAUGUGGCCUUUAUACCUAUUGUAGGCUAUAUUGUACUUCGAAAUGCUUCACUAGCACUACGUGGAAAACAUUCCGUCCUACUAGCUGGAUUGGGUAGGAUUAGCUUGGAAACAUUAGUUGGUCAAGGUCACAUAUGGUUAGCUGCAGAUUCACAUGGUGUAUUAGUAUUACUACCUAGGUUUCCAGUAUUAAAUCUUUUAAUUACAUCAUUUAUCUUCAUAUGUGCAAGUCAUGAAAUACAUAGAUUAACAAUUAUGUUGGUACCAUAUGCGGUUCCAAAUGACUGGAGAUUAGUAGCUCGGAACUUAUUAUUAUUUAUUGCUGUAUUAGUACCUAUUGGAAUACACGAUGGAAUGUUCUGAAUGCAAUACAUUUUACUUUCCAUGAACAUUUCGAAUUAUUCAGUAUCUGAGUACAAAUUCGAAUCUUAAACAAUGGUACAAUUUUACUAGUGCGUCCAGAUAACUUGGAAUCCAAGUAUCUGUACCAAUAAUGGCAAACUAUACCAAUGGACAUGCCACUCACGGCCAUAUUCCUUGUUCUGCUUGGACUCCAUUUUUCCCAUUCACCCUAAAAGUAAAGUAUAAGCUCUGUGUAAAAUAAAAUUCAAAACUCUUAGGUGAUUGUAUCAAAUGUAGUAAACCUUUAUUAUUUCAUAGUGUUGUUCUAUGAUAUCUCCUACAGCUGAAAGAGAGAUUGAUAUGGCUACAUUGGUGUAUAAUAAAUUUUUCGAUGAAAAUAA